This is a messenger RNA of Geodia barretti, 232 nucleotides long. NCBI's taxonomy places the organism in Eukaryota, Metazoa, Porifera, Demospongiae, Tetractinellida, Geodiidae. The record is from the annotation of a GenBank genome assembly.
UUUAACAUCUCUCUCUCUCUUCUCUCUCUAUACCAGCCGCUAUACAUGUCAGUGUACUGCAAUUGAACUACAAGUUUACGUGGGAGACUACAGAGCUACAUAUGGUAGCAUUAGGUCUGCAUAUGUCCUGUAUUGACACAGUACAGGACCCAUACAUUAGGUCUGCAUGUCCUGUAUUGACACAGUACAGGACCCAUACAUUAGGUCUGCAUGUCCUGUAUUGACACAGUAC